AUGUCCUCACCGAUCACUACUCGCGGUAUCCCUACCUACCCUUUCCACGACUGCCUUUUGCGCAAAUCCCUCGAGGAAUCCGCCGACCUCGAGAGCUAUUUGGCAACCCGGACUGGUCACGAUCUCUUCUGGGCGCCAUACAUGCACGAAGACGUCAGAGAGGUCUCCAUUGGCACAACCUUUCAACGCGCCCUCCGCCACCUCUUUCUGGCUCUCCAAGAGUCAUGGGAUUUGGAGUGCCCGCCGGCCGAAUCAAUCCACGAAGACUCUACGCAACAGUUCAUUGGUUCUGUCCGACAACUCCAUUUCAACCUCCACCAUACCUGGGCGGAGCUCCUCAAUCUCCUCCGCGCUUUUGGGGGAAUGCAGCGCCUCGAUCUCUUGAGAAACGACAUUCCUCCUUGGGACUGUCACAACCCCAGCGGUGAUGACAAUGAGGACCGCGAUGAGGACAAUGAGGAUGAGAACACCGAUCUGAACAGCCAGACGUUGAGUUCGACGUCUUCUCAGAUGUUGGGUUCCCAACGUGAGUACUUCACCGCACCCAGCAACAUUUUCUCUUGUCCAUCUACUCCCUAUCCAUCCGCUCCUUAUCCACCCAUUCCUUAUACCAAUGGCAAUGGUCGCCACACUCCAGUUACACCACCAGAUGCUGACGUGACCAUGGUUAAUUUAGCCAGGGUCCCGUUCGCGCCCACAUCGAUCUACCCUGCCCAAUUUGGCAAAGGUAGGGAUCCCCUGGAGCACGGCUGGACAACGAUCAAGCAGGAGGACGUCCUCCACUGGGUUCGCAAGGACUCGAAUCCGUUUUCAGACGGAAAGGACUCCGAAGACAAGCCAAUGCUGGACAUCGACGAAGUUCUCAACGACAACAUGAUGCCCAGCUUGCUGCCAUCACCCGACGAGGAGCUCCCCGUCGUCAACAACGAGCUUGCCCUCUUCAAGGAUGAGCCUUUCAACAUCUCGCUCCCCGAGGUAAAGCAGGAGGAGCUCAAUGAGUUUAAGGUUCCGGCACCAAUCCCCGGCUACGUCCCUUCGGACAAGCUGAACAAGGUCGCCAUGGAAUAUCUGAUUGACACUCUUCGUCCUAUGUUGGAACCAUCUCCCAAGCCCCCUCAUGAACCGUCUCCGGCAGUCAGUGAGGUAGGUCUUCAUACUCCUCCUCCCACUCCACCCACUACUCCUCGUUCUCCACCCAUCAUCCUUCCUGGUAUUCAAAAGUUAUUCCCGCCUAACGCUUUCAAGUCAGGAAUCCUUCGAUCUGGACUUGCGCCGCUGUUCUACUCAGCCUCUUCUCCAGGGAUUCGAUGUUGGCGACGACUCCAUCCGGGCCCCUCGGACCCGCAGUUGCUCACCAAGAUAUUCCCCAACUGGAACUACGGCCGCCCCAUCUGGAUCAAGAGGCGCAACAUUGGCAUCUCGUGCCAUGUCUGCUGUCAGGAGGGUCAUACCAACACAAGCGCGCUCAAGCACCCCGGCCUGGAGAAGAUCAGCGACGUCGACGCGGAUUUCGCGAGCUCGGGUAUUGACGCCUACGCCGACAGAACACCGUCGCGGAUCUCGAUGCCUUAUAGACCAGCAGGACUGAGUCUUAGGAAUGUCGAGAACUGUAGGCAGUUCUCAGCUUAG
Coniophora puteana RWD-64-598 SS2 is the source of this 1629-nucleotide messenger RNA. RefSeq lists its product as uncharacterized. Bases 1 to 1629 code for a protein of 542 amino acids. The transcript is spliced from 6 exons. The record is from RefSeq and is a predicted model, not a curated record. NCBI's taxonomy places the organism in Eukaryota, Fungi, Basidiomycota, Agaricomycetes, Boletales, Coniophoraceae.